Molecule: messenger RNA, 1008 nt
Organism: Drosophila novamexicana
Lineage: Eukaryota; Metazoa; Arthropoda; Insecta; Diptera; Drosophilidae
Gene: Pex12
Product: peroxisome assembly protein 12
Exons: 1
Coding region: 93-986 (297 amino acids)
Biological process (GO): protein import into peroxisome matrix; protein monoubiquitination
Cellular component (GO): peroxisomal membrane; peroxisomal importomer complex
Molecular function (GO): zinc ion binding; ubiquitin-protein transferase activity; protein binding
Source: RefSeq, a predicted model, not a curated record
AUAGGCCAACGAUACAUUGACAAAAAGUACUCGGACAAUUGUUGCGGCUGCCCACCAAAUUCUUGUCAUAAAAUAAGGAAAUUGGACACCAGAUGGCGGAGGCAGCCAAUGUGCGUCAGAAUCUGCAGAAUGUGCCGUCGAUCUUUGAAAUAUCAGCAGCUGAGACGCUGGACAAUCUUAUCUAUCCAGCGCUGAGCAAAGUUUUCGAUUACUUUGGCCUACGUUUGGACUUUAAGCUUUGGGGCAACAUACGCGUACGCGAAGAGCUAUCGCCGCUUGUUACAUGGAUCCUACAGUAUUUGUAUUUGCGCAAACGCGCCUCCUCCUUCGGCGAAAGCUUCUACGGACUGCAGCGCACGGCCAGCAGCACCGGAGAGCUGCUCACCCGCCGGCAACAGUUCAGCUCCGCGACGCUAUUGACUCUGCUGCCCUAUGUUGAGCGCAGGCUGCGAGCGCGCAGUGCCCAGCAUGAGGACACCUAUGCCUGGGAGUCGAAGCUGAUUAAUCUGUUCCAUGUCUAUAACGCCUCCAAGGCGGUGCACACAUUCCUGUACCUAAUCAAAUAUGCGUCCAGCCACUCGCCGCUGUUUCGUGCGCUGCGCCUGACGCUGCGCUAUCCCAGCGAACCGCCCCAGGAGGACAAGUGGACGUACUUGUUCCUCAAGAUGCUCGAAGUGCUGGCCUUCUUCCUGCAGUUCAUACAGUGGUGGUACUCGAACGAUCAGCGCCGCAAGCUGGGCGGCACACUACAAAAUCCUGAGCCCCUGCCGGAACGUGAACUGCCCCAGGAGCUGAGGGAAACAUUGCCAAAGAGCGGAGAAUGCCCCGUUUGUUUGCUGCCGCUGCAAACGCCAACAGCGUGCGCUGUAUCCGGCUAUGUCUAUUGCUGGAAAUGCAUUGUAAUGCAUCUCAAGGAGAAGGGCACUUGCCCCGUGACCAGCUAUCCGAUUACCAUUGAGGAUCUGGUGCGCAUCUAUGAAGCGUAGCAGCCCCAAAUCUGUAUUUAUA